ACAGUUAUAAAAAAAAGAAGAAGAGUUCGAAUUUCGCAAUCGAUAAAUUUCAGUUCUUUCGGAUUUUUGACAUUUGAUCUAUGUUGUAUAUAGCUGUUGCGAAAUAAUCGUUAUCAUGGCACUCAAUAAUACUGCCAAGCUUUUGAGAGUUUUCAACAAACCAGCAAACUUUUCCUGUGCAACCUACCACAAAAAUGUUAUUGAGCACUAUGAAAAUCCCAGAAAUGUCGGUUCCCUGGAUAAAAACGAUAAGAACGUCGGCACAGGUCUAGUGGGAGCUCCGGCUUGUGGAGAUGUAAUGAAACUUCAGAUCAAAGUUGACAGUGACGGUAAGAUCAUUGACGCUAAAUUCAAAACUUUCGGAUGUGGCUCAGCCAUAGCUAGCAGUUCCUUCACAACCGAAUGGGUGAAAGGUAAAACUGUCGAUCAAGCCCUCAAACUCAAGAACACGGAAAUAGCCAAAGAACUUUCAUUGCCACCAGUGAAGCUCCACUGUUCAAUGUUAGCGGAAGAUGCUAUCAAAGCCGCUUUGUCCGAUUACAAAAUAAAACAGAAAAAAGAAAACUGAAGAGUUUUUUGGUAAGAUGUGAAUAAAAAUGUGAUAUGACCUUGAUUACGUAGUUGGCUUAAUAAAAUAAAAUUCUAAUUCGUAGUUACA
Messenger RNA from Leptinotarsa decemlineata (Colorado potato beetle), 658 nucleotides. RefSeq names its product Iron-sulfur cluster assembly enzyme (gene IscU). The record is from RefSeq and is a predicted model, not a curated record. Gene Ontology annotation, molecular function: iron-sulfur cluster binding; iron ion binding. Gene Ontology annotation, biological process: iron-sulfur cluster assembly. NCBI's taxonomy places the organism in Eukaryota, Metazoa, Arthropoda, Insecta, Coleoptera, Chrysomelidae.